This is a messenger RNA of Gongylonema pulchrum, 828 nucleotides long. NCBI's taxonomy places the organism in Eukaryota, Metazoa, Nematoda, Chromadorea, Rhabditida, Gongylonematidae. The record is from the annotation of a GenBank genome assembly.
AUGGUUCCGAAGCACAUUUUCGGUUUUGGCAGUUCUUUUGCUGUUACAGCACCAAGUAGCCAGAUAGCUGGGCGAUCGACGAAUGCCGGUUUGUGCGCAUCUCAUCCGUACGUUGGCACUGUGGAACGGCUGGCUAGCAGGAGCUCGCCGCGCCGCUCGCCUCACCGUCGUGCAGGAGCAGGAGCAGCAGCAGCAUCAUCGGUCAUGCAUAUUGGCGAUCUGAAGCGGGCGGUCGAAGAUGUGGUGCUGCGGCCGGAGGACAAUCGCCUCAGCGAGAUGGGCAAGCGGUCCACCAUCGCGGCACUCGACCUCUGCCAGAUGGGACCGGCGCAUGGCACUACACGAAACGCUGGCUUACGGCAAAUCUCACAACAACGAAUCGCUGGAGGAGCGGCGGCGGCGGCAGCGCGCACUUCAUCAUCGUGCAGCGGCGAAAUGCUUGCCAGUUCAACGGAGAGCACGUGCAGCACAGUUCUCAUCCAUCACGGAGCUGCAAGUACAGCUGGAGUCAGUGCAACUACAGCAGGUGGUGCUUCAGCACUUUCUUUGCCCCCAACAGCCAGACAUACGCCCUUCCGAUUCGGCGACUUUGACGAGCGCUCAUCCACAAGGUCGGCAAGUGGUGGUGGUGGUGGUGAUCCCUCUCCUUUACCUUAUACAUCGAACAUUAUCGAAACGACAACGGAAGUUCGAAUGCAGCAACCACCCAGUGAGGAGUGGGCCGGCUCAGGUGGAGCCAGAGAAUGCGGUCCUUCGCAGCUGUCUUCUGGAGUUGAAGGUGUUAUCAGCCUCAGUAAUAUUGAUUUUGCUAGUAAUUACUUUAGUCCC